Molecule: messenger RNA, 1928 nt
Organism: Acyrthosiphon pisum (pea aphid)
Lineage: Eukaryota; Metazoa; Arthropoda; Insecta; Hemiptera; Aphididae
Product: breast cancer metastasis-suppressor 1-like protein
Exons: 6
Coding region: 193-1095 (300 amino acids)
Source: RefSeq, a predicted model, not a curated record
AGGCUUAGUGUGUGUGUGUGUGUGUUUAGAUUUCUGUUAUUGCUGAUUAUUUAAUAUUCUACGAUUUCUGCGUUGGUGACUGCCGGGAUAACAUGGGUUCAUUGCUUAUUCAUUUUUCUAGGAUGAUUUCUCGAAUAUAUACAUUAUUGAAAUAAAGUUUUAACAUACACAUUGAUUGGACAAUUUAGACCAAUGAAUCAAUUAAGUAAAAAUUCUGAAUUUAUAACAAUGUCUUCCGAUACAAGUAGUGAUAAUUCAGACACUACUCGUAGAAUUCAAAAAAUAGCUGAUAGACACGAAGAGAGUGGAUCCAAAGUUAUAGUAUGUAAAACUGAAUGUACUGAAAACGUUUUAGACGACCCAUACGAUACCAAAAAACCUUCUGGGUUAUCUAUCUCAUUGAGAAAUUCAGAUUCAAAUGGUUCAUGUUCUGAUAGUGUCGAUACUUCAGACUUGGACGAAGAAGAGACCUAUAGAUCCGAUACGGAGAAUCUAGAAAAAAAGCGAUCUAUUGAAAUAAGUUUUGAUAUAUUAAAAAAAGCGUUAUAUCAUGAAAGAAUAAAUGAAGUUGAAAAGAAGUUAGUUGAAGUGAGAUUGGGUACAGCUGAAGAAUACCGUAAACCUUCAGAAGAAUUACAAAAUGAAAAGAAGCGUCGACUAGCCAUCAUUAAAGCACGGCGAGACUUCGAAUCAAUAAAUAUGAACCAUAAAUAUGAGGCACAAAAACAAUCAAUUAUUCAAAAUUUUGAGAAUAAUAAGGAAAUUUUAUAUGAUACUAUAAAAGCUGAUUUAGAAAAAAAAAUUCAGCGAUUAGAAGAAGCACGUAAUGAAGUAGAUAUAGAUGCUGCUCUUUGGUUGGGUCGUAGUUUAAAAUGCAGUGGACGUGGGCGUGGACGUGGACGUGGACGUGGACGUGGACGACAACUCUAUGGCCAUGUACAACCCAAUCAGAAACCGGCUAUUGUAUCUGGGCCAUGUAUAGUCUACAACCUCAGAGAACAUGAAAUACUUGAGGAUUGGAUUACGAUUAAAAAGUCUCUAUUAUCGUCAAAACGAAAAGAAAAUGCUGAGCAUCGAUAUAAACCAUAUAAUUAGAGCAACAAAUUAUUUCAGAAAGUUCCUUUGUUUGUAUUUUAAGUAGGGAAUUAUACCAAUUCUUUUAUGUACUAAUUUAACAAGUAAACCUUUUAUAAUAUGUUGUCCCCCUUCUUACACUUGAAACCUUAAAUUCAAAUCAUUCAAUAUAAUAUUUUCUUGCUAUAUCCUUGUUUAUAUCAAGUUAUUAAUUGACAACAAUUUUUAUUCUUCUCUACCAAACUAAAUAAAUAUUAGAAUGAUUUAAAAAUGGGUUUCUAUUUGAAUUAAAAAACUUACUAUUUCAACUCUAACAGAUAUAAUUAUUUCUUAAAUUGUUAGUGUCGUAUAAUAAAUAAAUUGUUUCCAAUCUUAACUGAAUUGAGUAAUGUAUGUACCAGAAAUCUGUUCUACCAAACUUGCCAUCUGAUCAUAACCAUUAUACCUAUUAUGUCAUUAAUUAUAUGUAGUAACUGGGUGCUAUGAAGUUUUUGAUAAUUGGUAUUGAUGUUGCCUUGAGUAGAGGCCUAGAUUAAAUGGACUAGAGUUACUGAUUAGAUAUUCUGUUUGUAUUGCUCUAUCUAAAAAGUAUCUUGUAUCAUAUUGUUGUGUAUAUUGUAUUUCAUUAUUUCAAUAUUUGUAUAAUACUUAUUGUAUUAACACGUUUAUGGCAGUACUGCUAUAGCAGUAAUAUUAAAAGUUGAUGUCGGGGGCAUUUUUAAAUAUUACUGUUAAGCAGUGUCAUAAAAACCUUCCAAUAAUGUUCAUUACUGCUAAAGCGGUGAUAUUUUCAAAGGUGUCUUAUGAGGGGAUAGAUUGUUGUGUCCCCCGACAUCUCAGCGUACAAUUUUGCA